CAGACAUAUAAUGGGCCCUUAAUUCACUCUUAUCCUUGGUUUUUCCCUCCCCCCCAACCUAUAUUAUGCUUAAAAUUUAAAACUCUGUUACCUCAACAGAUGAAUGGAUAAAGAAGAUGUGGCACAUAUAUACAAUGGAAUAUCACUCAGCCAUAAAAAGAAACGAAAUUGAGUUAUUUGUAGUGAGGUGGAUGGACCUAGAGACUGUCAUACAGAGUGAAGAAUAUAUUUGUCCCAGAUGUGAAUCAGGCUUUAUUGAAGAAAUGACAGAUGAUUCCAGUUUUUUAGGUGGUGGCAGCAGCACAUCAACACAUUUUGCAGAGUUCUGGGACCAUUUGGACCCCACGAUGUUUUUCCAAGAUUUUAGACCCUUUCUAAGUAGCAGUCUACUGGACCAAGAUAAUAGAGCCAAUGAGAGAGGUCACCAAACUCACACUGACUUCUGGGGACCAAGUCGGCCGCCACGGCUGUCAGUGACUCAAAGAUACAGAUCUCGAGGAAGUACUCGUCCUGAUAGAUCCCCUGCUUUUGAAAGAGUACUACAACAAAUCAUUGCAGGAUUCAUUCCUGGAUCCCCAUUUUCUUGGAGCGGGAUGCUGCACUCCAACCCUGGGGACUAUGCCUGGGGUCAGACAGGGCUUGAUGCCAUUGUAACUCAGCUUUUAGGACAACUGGAAAACACAGGGCCUCCCCCAGCUGAUAAGGAAAAGAUCACAUCUCUUCCAACAGUGACAGUAACUCAGGAACAAGUUGAUAAGGGUUUAGAGUGUCCAGUAUGCAAAGAGGAUUACACAGUUGAAGAGGAAGUCCGGCAGUUACCCUGCAACCACUUCUUUCACAGCAGUUGUAUUGUGCCGUGGUUAGAACUGCACGACGCAUGUCCUGUAUGUAGGAAGAGCUUAAAUGGUGAGGACUCUACUCAGCAAACCCAGACCUCUGGGUCCUCUGCAAGCAACAGAUUUAGCAGUGACAGCCAGCUACAUGACCGAUGGACUUUCUGAAACUAAAGACCGCCUCUGAGCCAGGGCUAUGGUAGACCUCUUAUCACAGCUGUUAAUUGUAUCAAAACAAAAAAGUCGUAGGUGAAUUUAGGAAUCACCUAAGAAACCCCAACCCAUAACAUUAAUUCAUUGAGUGUUUUUCUUCUCUAAAUUUAAAGUUAGUAUCUACAGAUGGAAUUGUAUCUACAACCAAAUGCCUCUCAUUCUUGAAUUCAGAGCGAUAAUUUUUAAGUGCGAAACUUAAUUAUGUGGGUUUCCCCUGCCAGAAUAGAAUCAGUUCCUUAAAGUCUAGCUAGGGUCCUGCUAUCUGUCAUGUUACCUUGUGAUGGAUGUUUCCACCUCUUUCUCCAGCCUCCACCCUAUCAUAAGUGUACUUUACACUAAAUACAGUGGAACCAGAGCCCUAAAGUCCUGCUGAUAUAAAGUCCUUCUGUUUUAGUUGUACAAAAGCAUCUACUUUUGGCCACAUUAGCCAUGAAGUGAGAUCAGAUUAAUUCAAGAAUCUGAGACACUAAUGAUUCUUGUUUUUUCUUAAAUUUUCAGAGAGCAAAUCAAAGAAAAAUUACAGUGGGAAGGAGAAAGUGGCUUAUCAUUGCAUUCUUUGGUUUUCUCAUUUUUAUUUUUAAAGACUACUUCACAAGAUGCAGCUUCUGCAGAAACCAACCUGACAUGUCUUAGGAGUCUUAUGUUGGGAGGAAUCUGAUUCUGGUUCCUUUUUGGGAAUGAGUUGGGCAGCAUACAGGCACAGAAGGACAGAUGUUUGAAAUCUUUGGUUCCGAGGUUUUUUAGUGAUCCUCAACUCAUUGUUUAUCCUGGGGACCUUAAAAUAAUUUCCCUCACAGAAAUAGAAUUACUUCAUUACUGCUUCUACAGCUAAGUCAUUGUUUUUUGUAAUUCACUGGUCUUCAGGAAUUGAGAUUUUAUGUUGUCCCAUUUUAAUUUUUUAAGCCCAUUUAUCAUCUCUGAAACCUUUCUGUUUGCUUGGUUCUGUCUGUACUUGGAGUCAUACUGAUUAUUGUGAUCAUGCCCAAACAACUUGGCCUAGGAGACGUAGGCCUUCUUUUUUCAGCCUAACAGUGUCCCAUGCACAUGCACAUGCUCUUUGGCGCAUUUAAGUGUUUAAAGUUGAAUAAAUGAAGAAGAUUAAGAAUGUU
Messenger RNA from Orcinus orca (killer whale), 2155 nucleotides. RefSeq names its product ring finger protein 115 (gene RNF115). The record is from RefSeq and is a predicted model, not a curated record. Lineage: Eukaryota; Metazoa; Chordata; Mammalia; Artiodactyla; Delphinidae. Bases 117 to 1001 code for a protein of 294 amino acids. The transcript has 9 exons. Gene Ontology annotation, molecular function: ubiquitin protein ligase activity. Gene Ontology annotation, biological process: positive regulation of DNA-templated transcription; protein ubiquitination; ubiquitin-dependent protein catabolic process. Gene Ontology annotation, cellular component: cytoplasm; nucleoplasm.